AGUUGCUACACCAAGAGCAGACAGAGUCAUAUCAGUGGAGAUUUUCUUUCCUGGGACACGGUUGCGCUGAACUAUUUGAAACAAAAAUGAAUAGAAAGACUGUGCCUGUCUCCUUAUCAACCUUAAGACGAAGGACACGUGUAGACGUUCAAAAAAGGCAUAAUCAAAUAUGGACAGACUUGACUGACAUGGACAGGACAGGAACAGGGGCAGAUGACAGAGUUCUUUCUGAGGACACUGCCCCACCCUCUUCAGCUGCACAUGCAAUGCCAGAGGUGCAAGUUGUUACUGAAGAUGACAUGGAAUUGGAGGCAGAUUUUGAUGAUGUGUACAUUACUCUGGAUGAAAAUUUGCUGCAAGCGAGGACAUUGCUGUUGUGCCAGUUGACUGGUAUGAUGACGGGAUGGUGUACUGGCCCAGCUUUAAGAGCACUGAACAUGUGAAACGGGCAGCUGCUAACGAGGAGAAGCAUGAGCCAAACUGGCCAAGAUAUGACGUAAAGGUCAUCAGAACUUGUGACAACUACAAAGACGCCAUCAGGCUAAUGAAUCAAUAUCAGACCGGCUGCAACGCCUCUGAGCUACAGUCUGAGGGUGAGCUGCCAGAGAAACGAGUCAGGAAGCCAAUCCAUCGUUUUGGGGAUUCUGAUGAGAGUGAAGAAGAGCCAGAAAAUUGUUACUUAGCUUCUCUGAGGUCGCCACGACCUUCCAACUCGGCUUGUGUAUCAGUUGGAGCCUCAAGCCCAAACCAAUUACACUGGCAGACUCCACCAUCUCGCCGAGUGCCAGGCAGCAGAGUCACUACUCAACCUGGAGGAAACUGUCUAGGAACGGCAGUCCCUCCUCAACUCCCUCCACCUCCCGCACCGGCCCUCAACAUGAGGCGAACAGAGGAGCCCUCUUCAAGCCUGGCCUACAGACCAACAUGGCGAGGGGGAAGAACGACUGAUACCAUUCCCUGCUCUGCGGCUGAGUUCCAAAUCCUUAGCCUGCUGGAGAACCUUAGACAGCAACAAGACCAGCUUGUGGUAAAGGUGAACUACCUCAGCAGCAGGCUGAACAGCACCCCGGGGCCAGAUGUUGAGAUGCCGGACAAUAUCCAGUUUCCCCUGGAACAAUUGGAGGCAGUGGAGGCAUUUGAAAUGUUUUUAAAGGAACCGUCAAAUGGCCCAGCUCGACAGAGAGUGAUUUCUUCUUUGGCCACAAUUGGAGGUCAGGAUGUGAAGAAGGUGACCUGGAACAUCCUGGCCAGGCUCUUCACAGAGGAGGUAUCUCAUCAGAUAAACUGGAAGGGUGUUAAUAACAAAAAGUCCUUCAGUAGGAUGGCAACGAAGAUCUUGCUUUUCAGUGCUGUGAGGAAAAACACAGUGACACGGUCAGCCACGGAAGCAGAGGUCACCAAGCACGCAAUCAGGUGGUUCAACCUGGCAGCGGAUCGGGCAACGAGGAGACGUGUCCCGCCUCAAGCCACACAAACGGAGUAAUAG
Molecule: messenger RNA, 1486 nt
Organism: Esox lucius (northern pike)
Lineage: Eukaryota; Metazoa; Chordata; Actinopteri; Esociformes; Esocidae
Exons: 10
Coding region: 404-1483 (359 amino acids)
Source: RefSeq, a predicted model, not a curated record